This is a messenger RNA of Xenopus laevis (African clawed frog), 1745 nucleotides long. RefSeq lists its product as uncharacterized. The transcript is spliced from 3 exons. NCBI's taxonomy places the organism in Eukaryota, Metazoa, Chordata, Amphibia, Anura, Pipidae. Bases 52 to 612 code for a protein of 186 amino acids. The record is from RefSeq and is a predicted model, not a curated record.
CCUCUUCCUCCUCUUCCUCAGGGCUAAUCCAGGAAGAGAGAAGAGACAGAAAUGGCUGCAGAGAGAACUCCCGGCCGGAGGAAGCAGUGCAUAUUCCGAAAGGCUUUCCAGAGAUUCCCAUUCGGCAAAUGUGAGAGGAAAUCCAGGUCCAACAGCAGUUACGAUGUUUUCAACAUUAACCCAUUGCCUCCGACGGUGGAGAAGUGGUCACCCAAAGACAAGGGCCUCUCCUCUGCCGGCCAAUCCCAGCACUUUGCUCUCGAUGGGACCAACUCCAACCUCAAUGGCCCGGUCCUUCCAAAACUGGAACCGGAUCAAGAAAUGAAACACGUGAUUCUAAUGGAUAAUUCCAGGUUUCACAUGGGACACAUUCCCAUCCCAGUACCUUCCUCCCAACUGCACCUCAACCAGCUCCACCAUCUGCCCAAUGUGCCUACUGACCCUCUGCAGGGGACCCUCAGUACCCAGGAUUUGGACUCUCACUAUCCCAAUGGCUUUCUGCCCCACCAUCUGACUCACUUGAAUGAAAUCCGGCCACCGUCUCCCACUGACUGCAGCAUGGAAAUGGAAGUGGAGAUCGACCCAGAGACGGGAGAAAGAGCCAUGGAGUAGAGGAGCAGAAGUGACCAUCAUUAGGACUAUGGUGACCCCACUCUCCUUACAUAGAGGCCAUGGGCUACUGGAUAUAUACUGUAUGGCAGCCACUCCUGACUUGCUGGUGUUGGUUUUGUGGUGAGACCAGGACAAACAUGGCGGCCAGAAUGUACUGAAGAUACUGAAGACCUGGGUCUCCUGCCAGACUCUUAUCCCGUCAUUUAAAGCAAAUAGUGACCUGGGGGAGCAUUAGGGUUACACACAGCAGAGACUUGCCCAGGUCCCUCAGCAGCCAAUGAGAUGUCGGCUUUUAUUAUAUAAAUUGCACUAGAGAAAAUGUUACUGGUUGUGCUACUGGGGACGGCUCAGAACAUAACCCAGAAUCUUUCUUAUUCUUCUGUCCCACCUCCAGGAGAAGGAGGCAACGUCCCAACAUCUGCCCAGACAGGAGGUCCAACUAGAGAAAGCCACGCCCCCUGCACCUAUAGGUAGUGACUCUGAGUGAUGUCAUGAGUCACAUGGUCUGUAGGGUCAUUGUGGGAGGGCAGCUGAGUCCAAUGGCAGACAUAGAUAUAUUCUUUAUUUUCUAUUUCUAUAGUCUCUCUUUUCCACUGGAAUGUCUCCUGUUGGGGGCAGAUUUGGCAAAGGUCAAGUUUUUUUUAAUACUCUACAGAUUUUGCAAAUUUCUGCAGGUCACUAUUUUUUUUUUACAAAUUCAAAAAAACUAAAUUAAUUUUUUUUGUAAACUUAAAAAAAAAAAAAUGUAAGUCAAAAUGUUUUCACCUAAAUAAGGCAGGAAAGGAAACCCCGAAAAUCUAGGGGUUCUGCUAGAUUGUCUCAAAUAAACUUUUUUACUGGUCGCCCUACAGAGUGGGGUGCUAGGGGUGGCCAAGAAACUACCAACUCCCAUGAUCCCCUAUUAACUCUGUGUGAGGAUGUGAGACAGCGACCUCUAGUGGAGCCGAGAGCCUGCUGGGGUGCAAGUUGCUGUUUCAUCAUCAUUGGGGGGUGUAGGGAUUGUAAUGUGGGGGGGGCACCCUGUAGGGUCAGUAUACAAAUCCCUGCUUUGGGUGACAGUUUCACUGAUACAAUUAUUGUGGUGGAAAAACUGGUUUCUGGUAACUUUGCUCAGUAAAACAUCCCUGUCUGAA